Molecule: messenger RNA, 2187 nt
Organism: Branchiostoma belcheri (Belcher's lancelet)
Lineage: Eukaryota; Metazoa; Chordata; Leptocardii; Amphioxiformes; Branchiostomatidae
Exons: 4
Coding region: 1-2187 (728 amino acids)
Biological process (GO): proteasome-mediated ubiquitin-dependent protein catabolic process; negative regulation of translation; protein polyubiquitination
Molecular function (GO): ubiquitin protein ligase activity; translation repressor activity; protein binding
Source: RefSeq, a predicted model, not a curated record
AUGGAUCCAGUAACAGCUGAUGAUUCUGACAGCGGCACCGGCUGUAAAAUACCCACCAACACACAGGACACACAGACAGACCUGUCUCAUCCUGACUCUACAAAAGAACCUGUAGUUCAACCUGAGAUUCAAUCCCAGCGCCGCUCUUACCGGGCCGGUCUAGAGGGACAAACGGACAUCUCACCCGGACACGUGGGAGACCCGUUACCGGACGUCCAUAACGCUUCGUUUGAACAAUAUGAUCAAGAUAACGGACCUAAUUUCCACCCUGACAACGGUGAAGCACAUUCACCGCUACAGGCAAACGUUGCAAAUAUAUACUAUACAAACGGUGGAAAAACUGAACAGAAUCAAACACUUUAUGUUGAUAAUCCACUGGUAGAAUCAGAAGAACCGCCAAAAGACAUCUACGAUACUGAAGGUCAUAACACACAAAGCGUAGCGCAACACCGACUGUUGGGCACCUGUCACAGAGAAACACCAGCCUCUGUCUAUCAGUCCGGUCGAGAUGCCGACGAUGCCUGUAUGGACAGACCAGGUGUCGGGAUCUGUGAGACAAACAGCAAAGCAGAAGACAUCGAUCAUAGUGACAUUGAAACAGAGACUGUCGUUAAACAGUUGAAGGAUGUUGAAAACUCUAAAACAGACAGUGGUGAAGCCAUGUCUGAUGACGAGUGGAUCCGUCCAUAUGCAGUGGCGUAUGAUCAGUUCGGUUACAGCAGGACACAUGACGAACAAGGGGAUGUUUUCCCCGAUGUCCAGCCGUACGCCGUUGCUUAUGACGAUGAUAAAGAACAUUAUGAAAACCAAACAUCUACCGGCCUUGCUGUUGGCAAUGGGGGCGACGAACUACGCCCCAACCCUAAUAAUGGGAACGCGUUACUUCCAAACCCUAUGUACAGUGGUAACGUGUUACAUCCCAACCCUAUGUACAUGGGUAACGCGUUACUACCCAACCCUAUGUACAGUGGUAACGCGUUACUACCCAACCCAAUGUACAGUGGUAACGUGUUACAUCCCAACCCAAUGUACAGUGGUAACGUGUUACAUCCCAACCCUAUGUACAGUGGUAACGCAUUACAUCCCAACCCGAUGUACGUCCCAAACGGUGCACAGCCAAGGACAUGUGGAGGUCAAAUUAAUGGUUGCGUUAUCACUACAGGUGUGACCUUUGUGAUACUGAUGAUUUCUGUAGCUCUCAUUGGAAUCUUCGUGCCUGGGAAUUCGAAGCAAGACAGUUUAAGGGCAACAACCUGGCCGGACCUCACUUUCACAGGUAAAACUACAGACCAAAGCCGACAUGUGGACAACACGUCACCUCAACCAACCAGCACUGAAGGAAAAGAAACCGAUGAGCUUGAGGUGAAACAAACGACAAUUGUUUUCGUUAGAAUGGGACAUGAACCCGGCACGUUUAAUGGGAGAGAAGGUGUUGUCGUGUCGCCUAGCAAUGAGAUAUUUAUAAGUGACGGCUUGAACAAGCGAGUUCAAGUGUUCAGCAUGAAGGGCGUCCACCUUCGACAGUUCCCCACCAUCACGUCAGAAAGCGACUGCCGGUCGAUUUUACCCAAAGACAUUUCCAUCGACGGGAAGGGCCACCUGUGGGUGAUCGGUGACUGUAGACCGUCACCGUCAGGACGCAUUGUUCGGUAUACAGAAACGGGACAUCACAUAACAACCCUUCACCCCUCCCUGCCUAACAAUACUUUCUUUGGCAUCGCAGUGGACGCACUUCGCAGUCAUGUGGUAGUGACAGAAGCCUGGCUUGACUAUUCAGUAGUAAAGGUUCUGCAUUUUAGCGGCGCGGUUGUUCGCGAGUUCAGGGUCCAGCAAGGUUCGGAUCACGUAGAAGCGGUCACUGUAGGACAAAACGGAAACAUUUUUGUAACCGACCACUGGUCAGAGGUUCACGUGCACGUGUACAGUGAAACCGGCCGUUAUCUGUUCAGGUUUGGAGAUGAAGAGAAACUAACAGAAGUCACAGGAAUCCGUACAGACAGUUCCGAUAACGUUCUUGUAGCGGACGGGGUCGGUGGGAAAGUGGAACUGUUUACAAAGGACGGGCGGUACGUUCGCACAGCCGCUUCUGGUUUGUUCUUUGCGGACAGUGUAGCAGUAGCGCCAGGGGGACAGCUGGUAGUAACUAAUGGUGAAAAUAAUACCGCCACUAUAUUCCCACACUACUGA